AUGAUCCAUGCCGUCCUCAUAUUCAACACCAACGGCAAGCCCCGCCUCUCCAAGUUCUUCACCCCACUCCCGCCCCUCGUACAGCAGUCCCUCAUCUCCCAGAUCUUCUCCCUCAUCCAAGACCGCCCAGCCGGCGUCUGCAACUUUCUCGAUGCCCCAGACCUUGUCUUUCCCACUCCCCAGUCCCUGAAAGACACCAAGGAGAGAGAAAGAAGCUCUGUGGGAGACAAGAUUGCUGUGGCCGAAGACGAUGACACCCGGGUAAUCUACAGGCAUUAUGCGACGUUGUACUUUGUCUUUGUUGUCGAUGGGGCGGAAAGUGAAUUGGGCAUUUUGGAUUUGAUACAAGUCUUUGUAGAGUCUCUGGACCGAGCGUUCGAGAAUGUCUGCGAGUUGGAUUUGAUAUUCCACUUUGAUGAAGUCCACCAUGUCUUGUCUGAAAUCAUACAAGGCGGACUCGUCCUGGAAACAAAUAUCAACGAGAUCUCCGCGUGUGUGCGAGGCGCCACAAAGAACAGGAAAGAAUCAGCAACUUCAUCCAACACCCUGAUUCCCUCUGUUCUAUCUGCACCAGGCGGGAGAGGCGGUAGUGCCGACGGCCCGAGGCGGUGGUUGGCCGCCAUGGGCGUAUAA
This is a messenger RNA of Cryptococcus amylolentus CBS 6039, 633 nucleotides long. RefSeq lists its product as hypothetical. Gene Ontology annotation, biological process: Golgi to vacuole transport; intracellular protein transport. The record is from RefSeq and is a predicted model, not a curated record. The transcript has 4 exons. Gene Ontology annotation, cellular component: AP-3 adaptor complex; membrane coat; intracellular membrane-bounded organelle. The coding region runs from base 1 to 633 and encodes 210 amino acids. Lineage: Eukaryota; Fungi; Basidiomycota; Tremellomycetes; Tremellales; Cryptococcaceae.